UAUUUAUUGGUUCGUGCGGAGGCGGAGUCCAAGAGGUAAGAAGAGUGGAGAAAGGAAUUGGAAGAGAGAAUCUGAUCAGAACAGAGUUGUUGAGAGAACCGCGUUCUGUUCUGAUUCGCCAAGAAUUCAACGAUCCAAACGCAAUCGGAAGCAAUCGGUUAAUUGCUUCCGGCGAUGACAAUGGCUUCGGAGAUUGAAAUUUCUCCGGCCGACGCUCGCAAGGCUCCCGGCAAAGAGCAGCAAGCGGCCGGCGUCGGAAUCCUUCUGCAGAUCAUGAUGCUCGUCCUGUCCUUCGUCCUCGGUCACGUUCUCCGUCGCAAGAAGGUUUACAUCAUCCCCGAAGCCAGUGCUUCUCUUCUCAUAGGGUUAAUUGUUGGCAUUCUAGCAAACAUUUCGGACACCGAGACUAGUAUCAGGGCGUGGUUUAAUUUUCACGAGGAGUUUUUCUUCCUGUUCCUGCUACCUCCUAUCAUAUUUCAGUCCGGGUUCAGUCUCGCACCUAAACCCUUUUUCUCGAAUUUUGGAGCAAUAGUCACAUUUGCUAUAUUCGGCACCUUUAUAGCUUCAAUUGUUACCGGUAUCUUGGUUUAUCUUGGUGGUUUGCUCUUUCUAAUGUAUAAGCUACCUCUCGUAGAGUGCCUGAUGUUUGGUGCUCUUAUAUCAGCUACUGACCCUGUAACUGUUUUGUCCAUAUUCCAGGAGCUGGGCACUGAUGUCAAUCUAUAUGCCUUGGUUUUUGGGGAAUCCGUUUUGAACGAUGCAAUGGCAAUUUCUCUGUACAGGACAAUGUCAUCUGUUAAAGCUCAGCCAUCUGGACAAAAUUUAUUCAUGGUGGUUGUUCGGUUUUUGGAGACUUUUGUUGGGUCAAUGUCAGCAGGUGUUGGUGUUGGAUUUAUAUCUGCUUUGCUAUUUAAGUAUGCAGGAUUAGAUAUUGACAACCUUCAGAACUUGGAGAGCUGUCUAUUUGUCCUUUUCCCAUAUUUCUCGUACAUGCUUGCUGAAGGCCUUGGUCUGUCUGGUAUUGUUUCAAUACUGUUCACUGGAAUAGUCAUGAAGCACUAUGCGUAUUCCAAUUUGUCACAAAGUUCUCAAAGAUUUGCUUCAGCCUUCUUCGAGUUGAUAUCAUCUUUAGCUGAAACAUUUGUAUUUAUAUACAUGGGCUUUGAUAUUGCUAUGGAGCAACAUAGCUGGUCACACGUUGGAUUUAUAUUCUUCUCCAUUAUAUUUAUUGGAAUUGCAAGGGCUGCAAAUGUCUUUUCUUGUGCUUAUUUAGUCAAUCUGGUCAGACCCAGUCAUCGAAAGAUACCUCCAAAACAUCAGAAGGCACUUUGGUAUAGUGGACUUCGAGGAGCAAUGGCUUUUGCGCUUGCUCUGCAAUCCGUUCAUGAUCUUCCAGAAGGACAUGGACAGACCAUCUUUACUGCAACUACUGCAAUAGUUGUCUUGACGGUAUUGCUAAUUGGUGGUUCAACAGGUACCAUGCUGGAAGCUCUAGAUGUUGUAGGUGGUGAUAAUGAUAGCCCUUUGUCUUCAGUUGGUACUAUUACAAAUUUUGAUGGAAACAAUGGUUAUAUUGCUCCUCCUUACAAUGAAGAGUCAUCUUCAGGGAACAAAAUCAAGAUGAAGCUAAAAGAAUUCCACAAGAGUGCUGCAUCCUUUACAGCAAUUGAUAAAAACUACCUCACCCCAUUCUUUACAGUUCAAAAUGGAGAUGAAGAUGAUGAAGCCGAGCCUUUUACAUCGGGAUUUCAUGGGCAGAACCGUUAUUCGACAUGAUUCCUUCCAGACAACAUACUGCAUGCGCUUUUGUACAGAAUUUCCGUUACGCAAUUUAUAGAUAGCUCGUAGGAAUUGGCACGAUACAGGGAUCGAAUUUACCUCCUACAUUAUUCCGACUUGUACGAUUGAGAAUGUGAAAUCUCAUUAGGUUGGAGUUUGGACAACAUCAUCUCGGCAGAUGUAGCAUAUUCCAGGCACUUGAUAAUUUGGAUCUCACCACCACACAUGCAUUUAUACAGGUUUUCUUACUUAGAGAAAAUUCUUGUUCA
Messenger RNA from Vigna angularis (adzuki bean), 2048 nucleotides. RefSeq names its product sodium/hydrogen exchanger 6. Gene Ontology annotation, molecular function: sodium:proton antiporter activity. NCBI's taxonomy places the organism in Eukaryota, Viridiplantae, Streptophyta, Magnoliopsida, Fabales, Fabaceae. The record is from RefSeq and is a predicted model, not a curated record. Gene Ontology annotation, cellular component: endosome; membrane. Gene Ontology annotation, biological process: proton transmembrane transport; sodium ion transport; regulation of pH. The transcript is spliced from 22 exons. Bases 175 to 1776 code for a protein of 533 amino acids.